GCAGGGGGGGAAAUGCAAGAGCAAAGUCUCUAUACGGUGUAGAGAGAGCCGUGUGGCGCCUGGGAGUGGCACCCCAAGGUCUUCGGCCAUGAACGGGAGCGGCGCGGGCAACUGCUUCUCAGGAUCGGUGCAAAUCCCAGAAGGCACCACGGUGCUGGUAGAGCUGACCCCGGACAUCCACAUCUGUGGCCUUUGUAAGCAGCACUUCAGCAAUUUGGACGCCUUCGUAGUCCAUAAGCAGAGCGGCUGCCAGCUGACCAGCACGCCUGUGACGGCCCCCAGCACCGUCCAGUUUGUGUCGGAGGAGACUGUGCCUGCCACCCAGACCCAGACCUCCACAACGACCAUCAAUUCAGAGACCCAGACCAUCACAGUUUCAGCUCCAGAGUUCGUCUUUGAACAUGGCUAUCAAACUUUCCUGCCCACGGAGAGCAAUGAAAACCAGACAGCCACCGUGAUCUCUCUCCCGACCAAGUCACGUACCAAAAAGCCCACAGCGCCCCCUGCUCAGAAGAGGCUUGGCUGCUGCUAUCCAGGUUGCCAGUUCAAGACUGCCUACGGCAUGAAGGACAUGGAGCGACACCUGAAGAUCCACACGGGUGACAAACCCCACAAGUGUGAGGUGUGCGGGAAGUGCUUCAGCCGGAAGGACAAGCUGAAGACGCAUAUGCGCUGCCACACGGGCGUCAAGCCCUACAAGUGCAAGACGUGCGACUACGCGGCGGCCGACAGCAGCAGCCUCAACAAGCACCUGCGCAUCCACUCGGACGAGCGGCCCUUCAAGUGCCAGAUCUGCCCCUACGCCAGCCGCAACUCCAGCCAGCUCACGGUGCACCUGCGCUCGCACACGGGGGACGCCCCCUUCCAGUGCUGGCUCUGCAGCGCCAAGUUCAAAAUCAGCUCGGACUUGAAGCGGCACAUGCGUGUGCACUCGGGGGAGAAGCCUUUCAAGUGCGAGUUCUGCAACGUCCGCUGCACCAUGAAGGGGAACCUCAAGUCGCACAUCCGCAUCAAGCACAGCGGGAAUAACUUCAAGUGUCCGCACUGCGACUUCCUGGGGGACAGCAAAUCAACGCUGCGGAAGCACAGCCGCCAGCACCAGUCAGAGCACCCGGAGAAGUGCCGCGAGUGCAGCUACUCGUGUUCCAGCAAGGCGGCGCUGCGCGUGCACGAGCGCAUCCACUGCACCGAGCGCCCGUUCAAGUGCAGCCACUGCAGUUUCGACACGAAGCAGCCCAGCAACCUGAGCAAGCACAUGAAGAAGUUCCACGCGGAUGUGCUAAAGACUGAGGCCCGGGAGAGGAAGGACACGGGCAGGCAGAGCAGCCGGCAGGUGACCAGGCUGGAUGCCAAGAAGACGUUCCACUGCGACAUCUGCGACGCCUCGUUCAUGAGGGAGGACUCGCUCCGUAGUCACAAGAGGCAGCACGAGCACCACGACGGGAAGAACUCGGACGUGGCCGUGGUACAGCUUCAGCUCGAGGGCGGCAAGCAGCCAGCCGCGCCCCUCGCCGUGGAGCGUCUCCAGGUGCCCCUCCAGCCCAGCCAGGUGUCCCAGCUGGGCGAGGGGAGGGUCAAGAUCAUCCUGGGCCAUCAGGUGCCUCAGACCAACACCAUCGUCCAGGCGGCUGCCGCGGCUGUCAACAUCGUGCCCCCAACCCUGGUCACCCAGAGCCCGGAGGAGCUCCCCGGCAACGGCCGGCUGCAGAUCCUUCGCCAGGUCAGCCUGAUCGCGCCGCCUCCGUCCUCCGAGUGUCCCGUGGAAGCGGGUGCCCUGAGCCAGCCGACCGUCCUGCUGACCACCCAUGACCAGACGGUGGAGGCCACCCUGCAGCAGACUCUGAUCCCCACCACCCUAGCCGGGACCCAGGAUGGCACGGGAAACCAGACGUUUAUUGCCAGUUCGGGGAUCACGUGCUCGGACUUGGAAGGCCUUAACGCCCUCAUCCAAGAGGGUACUGCCGAAGUGACUGUGGUGAGCGACGUGGGCCAGAGCAUCGCGGUGGCCACCACGGCGCCCUCCAUAUUCUCCUCCCAGCAGGAACUGGCUAAGCAGACCUACUCCGUCAUCCACGGGGCGGCACACCCCGCCCUGCUCUGUCCGGCCGACUCCAUACCUGAUUAGAGCGAAAGGAGGGGUGACAGACAAGAAAAACUGCUCAAGGAGUGCCGAAAGAGGCCUCGGGUCCCUCCUAGUAAAUUGUAUUUUAUACGGUUUAUGCAAUUUUUUUUUAACAGGGUGACAACGCGGAAACCGUCCUCUUUCAAGCUCUUACUCUGUCUUAACUGUUACCAACACUGAUCCCAAUAAGGAUUUGGAAUUCACUGCAUUGGGGAUGGAAUACAUCGUUUGUUUCCGAUUUGAUUUUCCAUGUUUCGGAUUUAAUUUUUCCAACUGGAAUAAAGGUGUUUGGGUUUGGGUUUUCCAUCGUA
Messenger RNA from Meriones unguiculatus (Mongolian gerbil), 2433 nucleotides. RefSeq names its product zinc finger protein 64. The record is from RefSeq and is a predicted model, not a curated record. The coding region runs from base 89 to 2125 and encodes 678 amino acids. The transcript has 6 exons. Lineage: Eukaryota; Metazoa; Chordata; Mammalia; Rodentia; Muridae. Gene Ontology annotation, biological process: regulation of gene expression. Gene Ontology annotation, cellular component: nucleus.